Sebastes umbrosus (honeycomb rockfish) is the source of this 1385-nucleotide messenger RNA. RefSeq names its product RNA 3'-terminal phosphate cyclase-like. The coding region runs from base 171 to 1274 and encodes 367 amino acids. Gene Ontology annotation, cellular component: nucleus. Lineage: Eukaryota; Metazoa; Chordata; Actinopteri; Perciformes; Sebastidae. The record is from RefSeq and is a predicted model, not a curated record. Gene Ontology annotation, molecular function: RNA-3'-phosphate cyclase activity. Gene Ontology annotation, biological process: RNA processing. The transcript is spliced from 11 exons.
ACUCGACAAAGAAGAAGAAGAAGAAGAAGAAGAACUCGUAGUAGUCCCGGUCCCGGUCCUGGUUGUGGUUGUGGUUGUGGUUCUGGUUCUGGUCCUGGUUCUGGUUGUGUGGUCCAGUCAGAAACAGUCUCUCCGUGUUAAACAGUGUGGUUGUGUCGGUGCUGGUUCAGAUGGAGAUGGAGUCCUCCUCCGUGGUGGAGAUAGACGGCAGCGUGAUGGAGGGAGGCGGGCAGAUCCUCAGACUGUCCGCAGCGCUGAGCUGCAUCAGCGGCUCCUCCAUCAGAAUCACCAAGAUCAGAGCCGGAAGAACCUCACCUGGACUCAGACCUCAGCACCUGAGUGGCCUCCAGCUGGUCUCAGAUCUGUGUUCAGGUGAUCUACAGGGAGCCUCCAUCGGCUCCACUGACAUCACUCUGACUCCAGGAAAGAUCCAGUCAGGAAACUACACAGCUGAUCCUCAGACAGCAGGGAGUGUGUGUCUGUUACUCCAGGUGUCUCUACCUUGUUCUCUGUUCGCUGCUUCGUCCUCUGAGCUCCGUCUGAAGGGAGGAACCAACGCAGAGAUGGCUCCUCAGAUAGACUACACCAUCAAGGUGUUUAAACCGAUCGUGGAGAAGUUUGGAGUCCAUUUUGACUGUGAUGUCAUCAUGAGGGGGUACUACCCUCGAGGCGGCGGUGAGGUGGCGGUGACGGUGAACCCGGUCAAAGAGCUGCAGCCGGUCGUCAUGACGGAGAGAGGAACCAUCACUAAGAUCUACGGCCGCGCCUUCGUUGCCGGAGUCCUGCCCUACAAACUGGCUAAAGACAUGUCGUCUGCUGCUGUUCGGACCAUCAGGAAGGAAAUCAAAGAUCUGUACAUCAACAUCGCGGCGCUGCAGGAGAAAGAGAUGGCCUUCGGGAACGGCAGCGGCAUCAUCAUCAUCGCGGAGUCGUCCACAGGUUGUGUGUUCGCAGGUUCGGCUCUGGGGAAGAAAGGUGUGUAUGUAGAUAAAAUUGGUAUUGAAGCUGCUGAGAUGUUGCUGAGAAACAUCCGACACAACGGCUGCGUGGACGAGUUCCUGCAGGACCAGCUCAUCAUCUUCAUGGCGUUGGCGAAGGGAACGUCCCGGAUUCGAACCGGCGCCGUGACGCUGCACACGCAGACGGCCAUUCACAUCGCGGAGCAGCUGACUCAGGCAAAGUUCACAAUAACGAAGUCUGAGGACGAGCUGAGCAGCAACAACACCUUCAUCAUCGAGUGUGUAGGAUCAGGAGCCGCUAACACACACCUGUAAACACACACACACACACACACACACUCUCCAGCUGCCCCCCCAUCAUGGCCGACCCUCUCAGCUUCUGUCUCAGGAUGUUUCAUUAAAACUGUAAUAAAUCAAUAAAACUGG